Triticum aestivum (bread wheat) is the source of this 932-nucleotide messenger RNA. RefSeq lists its product as uncharacterized. NCBI's taxonomy places the organism in Eukaryota, Viridiplantae, Streptophyta, Magnoliopsida, Poales, Poaceae. Gene Ontology annotation, molecular function: structural constituent of ribosome. Gene Ontology annotation, cellular component: mitochondrion. The transcript is spliced from 3 exons. The record is from RefSeq and is a predicted model, not a curated record. The coding region runs from base 156 to 605 and encodes 149 amino acids.
CAGAGUGUAGCAAGCGGCCCAGAUCAACCGAAGCCCACUCGACGGCAUUCUCCUCCGGCAAGCUCCGCGCGAAACCCUAGCCAGCCCCGCCGGCCGCCGCCACCGCCGCUCCCCUCCCGUCCACGCUCUCAAGGCCACUCCGGCCACCGGAAGCCAUGGCGCAGAGGGCGGCGGGCGCGCUUCUCCGGCGGUCCCUCGGGCUCGCGCCGCCGACGGCCCCCAGGGCCCUGAGCACCAGCACCGCGGCGCCGGCCGCGGCGGCGGAGGGAGAGGCCGCGGCUGCCAAGGCGAAGAGGAGCAAGAAGAAGAACCUGUUCGACGUGGUGCAGUUCCUGCCGGACUGGGGCGUCGGCUACAAGGUCGCCAAGACCACCUGGCGCGACGUCUCCUACCAGAUCACCAAGAUCAACCUCUACAAGGACGGCCGCCACGGGAAGGCGUGGGGGAUUCGGCACAAGGCCGGUGUGCAAGUGGCCGACGCUCCGAUAAAACUCAGCGGAGUGAACAAGCGUGGUUGGAAGUACAUAAAGGCAUCGCAGAAGACGGUGCAGGAUACCCCCGCAGCAGAGACGCCAGCCGCUGCCACUGCCACCGCCACUGCUUAAUUCGUUACAAGCUAGAACAUUUAGAAGGCGGCAAAACGUGUUCCUGUAGAAGCGUAGCGUCGAACUGUUCAGACGGUCGGUUGAUCUGCCGUCUUCCACUCUUUCAUAGUUUCCAUGCUUUCCAGGGUUUUAGGCAUAGUUGAAAGGGCCCCGAAUUGCCAUGUCCGCCACGCUGUCUUGCUAAAGAUGAUGUCGCCGUCGAAAACAUUUGUUUUGUAUUUUCUACAUUUUUGCAAUGCCGCGUUUCCAUGAGAAGGAACAAGUGCGUCGCCUCGGCAUUAGUUUGGUUGGGGUGGGUCUCAUGUAAUAAAAGUUCAUCCUUGCUCU